AUGGAGAGGACUCGCAAAUCAGAGCCUACUCAUUCAACUCAUCAAUCUCGUGAUGUUAUUGAACGGUCAUCAAUAGAUCAACGAAAAUAUUUAGAACCUUCGCUUGAAAGAAAAAGAUCAUCGACAAUAAAACAAUCAGAUGGAAAUUCGAAGCGUAAUGAUGCUUAUAUUUCUGAUCUUAUCAAUGUUCAAAGUUUACUCAAUAUUCGAAAAAUGCAAUCUCUACAACGUAAAUUUCAUAAUAAUCCAUCAUUUGAAGAUCGUAUUAUAAUAAAUGUAUCUGGUGAUCGUUAUGAAACUCAUCGUAAAACACUUGAACUUUAUCCAGAUACAUUAC
Molecule: messenger RNA, 337 nt
Organism: Rotaria sordida
Lineage: Eukaryota; Metazoa; Rotifera; Eurotatoria; Philodinida; Philodinidae
Source: the annotation of a GenBank genome assembly